UCCUGUUACACAGGCGAGGGUGGGCGGGGUUUCUUCAGUAAAACCCUUUCUCAUUGGUCCUUGUUGGCCGUGACCUGGCAACCGAGUCUCCGUUUCCCGACGCUUCCUUCACCCCGGAGCCGAGAAGGAGGCGCAGUCGGAACGAACCACCGCAGCUUUCUUCGCGUAUAAUUCUCUCUUUUUUUUUUUUUUCCUCUCUCUCUCUCUCUCUCUCUCUAUGUAUAUAUAUACACAUACAUGCACAGUUAUUAAAAGGGAAAAAUAAAAAGCAGUAGACGAAAGCGACGAAUCACUGUCAUCAUCAACAUCAUCAUCAUGUCCUCGAAAACGUUGCCGUUGCUUUUUAUUAAUCUGGGCGGAGAAAUGCUGUACAUCCUGGAUCAGCGCCUGCGGGCGCAGAACAUCCCGUGUGACAAGGCCAAGAAAGUCAUGAAUGACAUCAUUACCACAAUGUUCAAUAAGAAGUUUCUGGACGAACUGUUCAAGCCCCAGGAGCUGUACUCGAAAAAGGCCCUCAGGACCGUCUUCGAUCGCCUGGCACAUGCCUCCAUCAUGAGGCUCAACCAAGCCAGCAUGGACAAGCUUUAUGAUCUAAUGACCAUGGCAUUCAAAUACCAAGUGCUGCUCUGUCCUCGGCCCAAAGACAUACUGCUUGUGUCGUUCAAUCACAUGGAUGCCAUUAGGGACUUUGUACGAGAUACACCCAGCAUCCUUAGCCAGGUGGAUGAGACAUACCGACAACUCAUUGAGAUGUACACACCACUUUCUGGAGGUGAAUUUCAACUAAUCAGGCAAACCCUGCUCAUCUUUUUUCAAGAUAUGCACAUCAGGGUGUCAAUCUUCCUCAAAGACAAAGUCCAAAAUUCCAAUGGACGUUUUGUUCUUCCAACUUCUGGGCCUGUGCCGUUUGGAACACAAAUUCCAGGUUUAAUCAGGAUGUUCAGCUGCAGUGGAGAUGAGGUGAAGAGAGUCCAGUUCCGCAGUGCAGGCAACUACUCGAGUGCCCUCCGUGAGGGCUCCUUUGAGAUGUAUGGAGAACGAGUCAUCAAACUGGGUACCAACAUGUACAGUGUCAGCCGCCCUGUAGAAACUCACAUGUCAGGCGCGUCCAAGAACUCAGCGCAGCAUACUAAGGUGAGCACUGCACCAAAUCCCCUAGCUAAGGAGGAACUGAACCUCCUGGCCCGAUUAAUGGGGGGCUUGGAGGUGCGCAAGCCAGCAAAUCCUGACUCUCGGUUCCGAGUCAACCUUUUUGCCACCGAUGAGGAAGAAGAAGAAGCUUUGAUAUCAAGACCUGAUGAGCUUUCUUAUGAAGUCAUCAACAUUCAAGCAACAAAGGACCAGCAGGCCAACGCAGAGCUAGCUCGGAUCAUGGGUGAAUUCACGGAGCAAGAAGAGCCAUCGGCUAGCCCCAGCAGCAAAGGGGAUGACCUACUAGCCAUGAUGGACGGACUCUGUUGACUUUGCAGCUGUGAUAUGGAGAAGGGUCUUGGAAUUGGAGACUGAAACUUUUCAGGCAACGGGAAUGCGGGUUAUUUUCACUGUGCUGCUAAUCUUAAAAAUCUUCUUUUCGGAUUGUACGGUUGUAUUUUAGGUUGACAAGACAUUCUGGUUCAUGGUUUUUCUGAAGACUUUAUUUGCAAUAUACAGUGCCCACAGUUCCCUUACGAUGGAGACGGUAUGGAACUCAUUUUCAUCGCUUGACAUUCUCCGUCUACAAAAGAAUGUCUUUGUCAUGAGUGUGCAUCUCCAGCGCUUAGAUAUGAUAAUGUAAUUUGAAGGUAAUUAUUCAGUGUGUGCAAAGCAUUUGUCACUUAAUUCCACCAAAAUGAAACAAGGAGUUCACUUUCUGCCAUGUUCUCAUUUCUGUCACCUAGCUAGCGUGUUACUUCACACCGAUACCCCAGAUCAAUGCUUUUCUUAUAAACGUGCGUUGAGAAACAGGAGCGCUUUCCUUCCUAGCACAGUCCUUUUUUAAAGCCUUUUAAAUUAUAAUAUUAAAACAUUAUUUUUGGAAUAUACACUGCUGGAGUCUGAGCAAGAAGGUGGAAGUGCACUUAGCAAUUUGCAUGGAUCCCAAAAAUGUUCUUAAUUCUUUCGCGUUUAUUCAGAUUUGCUCUGCAUGCACCUUUUUGAUUGAAUAUUUUAUUUCAGUAUUUUAAACCUGAAUAAAACACGUGGCGGUUUUUAGGACAUAGUGGCGUCUUUAUCACGUUCAUGUCUUGUAAAACCCUGAAAAUAAAGUGUAAAGUCUCGGCGGACAAAACCAUAAAUUUCAGCAAGCCCGAAUUAAUCAUUAAAACUUUUUUGGGCAGUUCGGGCUCCCGCUGUCCUAAAUUAACGGGUUAACUCGUUACAUUUAUUAUGUGUUAGGCUGCGUGUUUUAGAUGGAUGCAUUGUACCGAAGGUCAAGUUCAAGUGAAUUAUCUUUUGUAAUGCUUAGAUUAAUAAUAAAGGUAGCUGUAA
Scleropages formosus (Asian bonytongue) is the source of this 2466-nucleotide messenger RNA. RefSeq names its product organic solute carrier partner 1b (gene oscp1b). NCBI's taxonomy places the organism in Eukaryota, Metazoa, Chordata, Actinopteri, Osteoglossiformes, Osteoglossidae. Bases 316 to 1461 code for a protein of 381 amino acids. Gene Ontology annotation, biological process: transport. The transcript is spliced from 10 exons. Gene Ontology annotation, cellular component: cytoplasm; plasma membrane. The record is from RefSeq and is a predicted model, not a curated record.